AUUAAUAUACAAUAUUUUGGUGUCAGUAUAUAUUUUAUUUAGUCUAAUUUUUCAAUAUUGCAAUCAAUUUUAUUUACCUUAUCGUUGUAGGGUAUAUAAUGUUAAAUAAUAAAUAAUAAUAAAUAGUACUAUAGUAUUUAGUAUGCAGUAUGUUUGUAAUUUAUGAAGUACUUCUAAUAUUCCGUUUUAAACAACAUUGAGUCGUCGGCAGAGUUAUAUUUAAAAAAUGGAGAUUUCAAUGGCUUCAACCGACAGUGUUAAAGUAUUGGUUGUUGGAGAUUCGGGUGUUGGCAAAACAUGUUUGGUGAAUCUUAUGAGUAAUAAUAAAGUCGUAAAAAAUCCAAAAUGGACAGUUGGAGUAACAGUUGAAAUAAAACUGUACAAAUAUAUGGAAGGAACGCCUAGACAACGCAAUUGUUUUAUAGAAAUGUGGGACAUUGGAGGAAGUUCAAACCAUAAAAAUACUAGAGAUAUAUUUUAUAAUGCUAUCCAUGGCAUAAUUUUAGUGUAUGAUUUAACUAACCUUAAAUCUAGUGAAAAUUUACAUAAGUGGUUGGCAGAAAUUUUGAAUAAGGAUAAUAACUCAAAAUAUAAAUGUACAGAUGGAUUUGAUAUGGAACAACUGGUUGGGUCAAACAGAGUACCUAUUUUAGUCUGUGGUACCAAGUUGGAUAUGGCUCCAGAACGUGGUAAGAAGUCGCCUUCUACUGUUGCUGCAGAAUGUGGUGCUGAUGAAAUAUUAAUUAAUUGUCAUGAUUCAAAAUCAUUGGAACCAAGUACAGUUGCAUCAUCAAAGUUUAAUAACUUUUUAGAUAGAGUAAUACAAACAAAAUAUCCAAUCAGUAACUCUAGUCCAUUUAGUCAAGGCCUUUACUCAAGACAACAUCAAUACCAAUUGUCCAAAACACCACAGUACCCAGUUACUAGACAAAUAAUUUAUGAUGGUUCACCUACAAUUAGUAAAAAUACAUUUUUCAAUUCUAAAACAAUACAUAAAGACUGAAACAUUUAUAUUAUACUUUUAAUUCAAUAAAUUAUAUGCAACACUUUAUAGUUUGAAUUACAUGGAAAAUUAUAAUAUUCUUAUUACAUAAAAGGUAUAAUAUGGUAAAGAUCAGAUGGCAAAUUUGGUAGAAUAGAUUCCUGGUACAUAGAUCACUCAAUUCAAUUAAAACUGAAAACAAUUAAUUUAUCAUACAACACUAACAAUUUAAUAAACAAUUAUAUCUAUAAUUGAGUUAAAAUGGUAAUGAGUUUUUUAAUUCAAAUAGAAACCCCUUUUUUAAAUCAUUCUAAUAUGCAUUUGGUUACGUAAAGAAGAAUAAAAAUUGUUGUCAAUAACUCAACAUAAACAGGGAUACCAAGCAUAUACAGUGUCCCGUGAGGAUUUACCCAUUGGGUUAAGUCGUGAAAUAAUGGAGAUAUCAUAAUUCAAGUUUUUUAAGAAAAAAAAAUAUUUUUUUCAAGUUUUGAGAAAAAUUGCAGGCCA
Molecule: messenger RNA, 1489 nt
Organism: Myzus persicae (green peach aphid)
Lineage: Eukaryota; Metazoa; Arthropoda; Insecta; Hemiptera; Aphididae
Product: rab-like protein 3
Exons: 5
Coding region: 227-1003 (258 amino acids)
Biological process (GO): intracellular protein transport
Cellular component (GO): endomembrane system
Molecular function (GO): GTP binding; GTPase activity
Source: RefSeq, a predicted model, not a curated record